UAUAAGGGUGCGCGCGGGCGGCGCGGGACAGAGCGGCCGGCGGCGGAGCCGGGCAGUACGGGCAGCGGACUGGGGGGCGCACGGGCCCCCCCGGGGAGGCCGCGGCCACUCCCCCCGCCCCGGGCCCGAGCGCGGCGGGGGAGGCGGGGAUGGAAACGCCCUUCUACGGCGAGGAGGCGCUGAGCGGCCUGGCUGCGGGUUCGUCGAGCGUCGCCGGCGCUUCUGGGCCCCCCGGCGGCGGAGGCUUCGCGCCCUCGGGCCGCGCGUUUCCCGGGGCGCCCCCGACGAGCAGCAUGCUGAAGAAAGACGCGCUGACGCUCAGCCUGGCGGAGCAGGGAGCGGCGGGAUUGAAGCCCGGCUCAGCCACUGCACCUUCCGCGCUGCGCCCCGACGGCGCCCCCGACGGGCUGCUGGCUUCGCCGGAUCUUGGGCUGCUCAAACUCGCGUCGCCGGAGCUGGAAAGGCUGAUCAUCCAGUCCAACGGGCUGGUGACCACCACCCCGACCAGUACGCAGUUCCUCUACCCGAAGGUGGCGGCCAGCGAAGAGCAGGAGUUCGCCGAGGGUUUCGUCAAGGCGCUGGAGGACCUGCACAAGCAGAGCCAGCUGGGCGCGGCCACCGCGGCCACCUCAGGGGCCCCCGCGCCCCCCGCGCCCGGAGACCUGGCGGCCACCCCCGGGGCCACCGAGACCCCGGUCUACGCCAACCUGAGCAGCUUCGCGGGUGGCGCCGGGCCCCCCGGGGGCGCGGCCACCGUGGCCUUCGCCGCGGAGCCAGUGCCCUUCCCGCCGCCCCCGGGCGCGCUCGGGCCGCCGCCACCUCCUCAUCCGCCGCGCCUGGCCGCGCUCAAGGACGAGCCGCAGACCGUGCCGGACGUGCCGAGCUUCGGCGAUAGCCCUCCGCUGUCGCCCAUCGACAUGGACACGCAGGAACGCAUCAAGGCGGAGCGCAAGAGGCUGCGCAACCGCAUAGCCGCUUCCAAGUGCCGCAAGCGCAAGCUGGAGCGGAUCUCGCGCCUGGAGGAGAAAGUCAAGACCCUCAAAAGCCAGAACACCGAGCUGGCGUCCACCGCCAGCCUGCUGCGCGAGCAGGUGGCGCAGCUCAAACAGAAAGUCCUCAGCCACGUCAACAGCGGCUGCCAGCUGCUGCCCCAGCACCAGGUCCCCGCGUACUGAGCCCGAGCGCGGGGCGCAUGCGCGGACUCGCUGCGGUGGGGGGGCGCCCCGGACUCUUUUGAGACUCGGUGCCCCCAGACUCGACAAGCCGGACCCCCCUUAACUCCGGGUGGGGACCCCGAGCGCACGACCCCCGCCCUCGCGCCGCCCCUGUUCCUUUAGCCCCGCGCGUGUUGCACAAGCCCGCCCCGGCAGCCCCUUUGUAUGGCCGAGGAGGGACUUCAGGGGCGCGCAGCCUCACGCUCUGCCUUUUUUCUCUUUUCUUUUUCUUUCUUUCUUUCUUUCUUUUUUUUUUUUUUUUUUUUUUUUUGCCUUUUGGAAGAGAGAACGGGAGUGUCCGAUUCCGCCCUAUUUAUGUUUCUACUCGGGAACAAACGUUGGUUGCGUGUUGCGUGUGUGUUUCCUUGUGUUGGUUUUUUAAAGAAACGGGAAGAAGAAAAAACUCCUCCUCUUCCCCUCCCCCUCCUCUCGCUCUCCCGACACCAUCCCUCUCUUUUUGUUUGGUUUUGUUUUGCUAUGAGUCCACAUUCCUGUUCCGUAAUCCUUGGUUCGCCGGUUUUGUGUUUUCAGUAAAGUCUUCGUUACGCCA
Messenger RNA from Psammomys obesus (fat sand rat), 1764 nucleotides. It is a transcript of the gene Jund, whose product is annotated as JunD proto-oncogene, AP-1 transcription factor subunit. The record is from RefSeq and is a predicted model, not a curated record. NCBI's taxonomy places the organism in Eukaryota, Metazoa, Chordata, Mammalia, Rodentia, Muridae. The transcript has a single exon. Gene Ontology annotation, molecular function: DNA-binding transcription factor activity, RNA polymerase II-specific; RNA polymerase II cis-regulatory region sequence-specific DNA binding; transcription factor binding. The coding region runs from base 150 to 1175 and encodes 341 amino acids. Gene Ontology annotation, cellular component: transcription regulator complex. Gene Ontology annotation, biological process: regulation of transcription by RNA polymerase II; regulation of cell population proliferation; regulation of cell cycle.